GACAUCUCUUUCCAUGUGGCCUAGGAUACCCUUCUCGUUCUACCCAAAGUUGGUUUCAUAUAGAGAUUUUGCAAUGUAAAAGCCCUCGCUCAUCCUGUGCUUUCUUGCCUUCUCUACUUCAUAUAUUCCAGACCCAUCGAGUGUCCACUGAUGAACUGACUGCUACUCUACUUCAUUCCUCUCAUCGUCCUCUGCUCCUGACUAUAAGGAAAUUCUUCAGAUUCUUCACUGGAAAUUUUCCUAGAUUGUGCAGUUAAGAUGGGUCCAGCUUUUAGGCCAGGAAGAAGAAAGAGCCACUGCAAACCCUACCCUGGGCACUUUAAGAAGAAGAAGCCUUCAGAUGAUCUCAGGGAUGGUGGCUGCUCCAGGCAAACUAUGCCAUCAAAUUUGGAAGAGGAAAGCACAGUUCCUCACGUCGCUGGCUACUCCACCCCAAAGACAAAGAAAUCAAGGAUACCGGAGCAGCUCAGCUGCCCUCCGGCACCCAAAAAGAGAAAGAUCACCACCACAACCGCCGCCUCCACCAACUUGCACCCGAACACAUCUCCGUCAAUCUCGUUCUUCACAUCGCCGGACCUCGACCUCUUCUUCCUCUACGCGCUGCAUGAGAUCAUAUAGCACCAUAUCCUACUGUCCUUCUAGCGUCUCUAUGGAUUGGCGAGUGAUUUCAACAGCUUCUUUUUAGAGCUGGGAAUUGUUUUCUUAAUUCCUUCGCAUCCUGCAUCAUUCUUGCAGAGUGUUAUUUUAUUUUAUUUUUCUGUUUGUUCUUUUGUUUGUGUGUAAGAGACCGAUGAAGCUUUGAAACUGAAGCGUCGUUGUACUUUUUGUUCCUUUCCUUGGUAGGUUUGCUGCUGUAUGUCAGACUAUCAGCCUUCUUUAGAAUUUGAAUUGGAUUCCCUGUUGUUGACUGGAAUUUGAGAA
This is a messenger RNA of Zingiber officinale, 921 nucleotides long. RefSeq names its product cyclin-dependent protein kinase inhibitor SMR9-like. The record is from RefSeq and is a predicted model, not a curated record. Bases 259 to 618 code for a protein of 119 amino acids. Lineage: Eukaryota; Viridiplantae; Streptophyta; Magnoliopsida; Zingiberales; Zingiberaceae. The transcript has 2 exons. Gene Ontology annotation, biological process: regulation of DNA endoreduplication.